Cajanus cajan (pigeon pea) is the source of this 1494-nucleotide messenger RNA. NCBI's taxonomy places the organism in Eukaryota, Viridiplantae, Streptophyta, Magnoliopsida, Fabales, Fabaceae. The record is from RefSeq and is a predicted model, not a curated record.
AUUAGGUUGUUUUGGGCUCUGGGCCUGAGAUAAGAUAUAGUAUGAUUAGAUAAUGUAUUUCGCCUGGGGCGAGAUCCUUUGGGAUCAGUUAUGAUUUUACUUUAGGUGCCGAGCUGACGUCAUGCAAUGUGUACCCGAGAUCAUCCUGCGCCGUGGUGCCGAGCUCUGAGCUCGGUUUCACGGAUCGGAUAGUACAUUAGUCCCUCGAGCUCCGAAGACCGUGAGUCGAGGAGUUUAAGGUUGAGCUCGUCAGGGAAGGAGUAUUUCUCGUGAAAGGGGCUUGUCGAGGUGCCACGUGUCGCAGCUAUCCAUUUCCUGGAAUCGUGCGUGUGGCGCAUUGAAGGAAAUGACGGUUAUACAAUGAUGGUUUCAUUUAAUGGGCGGUCAGGUGUGCCCCCCAGCUGACACGUGUCGUGGUCGUUUGAAUUUCUGGGAAACCUUUUUCUCUUUCUCGCGCCUCUUCUCUUUUCACUUCACCUUUCUUUUUUCACCCUUUCGGCUUCUUGUGCACGCUUUCCUUCCUUUCCUUCUUAUCUUCAUUCUUUCUUUCUAUCGAUGGCCGGUGGUCGUGGUGCUAGUUCUUCUGCGUCUGCCAGGGGCAGGACGCGCGGCCAGGUGGUGGCUACUGGAAGUGCCGUCGCCUCGAGGGCGGGUUCGCCUCCACCUGCAGACCUGGAACAGGGCGUUCCUGGUUAUGGAUGGGUGAAACGUGAAAUGGCCAAGGUUGAGAGUGUCUUUAAAUCUUUCUUGGAGGUUAACUCGGUUUGGAGGACACAUAGGGUUUGCGACCCCUCAAUCUCCCAACUGAUUCGGUUGGAGCCCUGUCCGGCCGGAGAUUGUGUAUUCAUGGGGGAGUCUACCGGCCCACCCCAUUUUUAUGUGUAUCAGUGCUUUUUCAGGGACCUGGGCAUCCGUCUUCCCUUCACUCAGUUCGAGUGUGACUUUUUGAACUAUAUUAAUGCCGCCCUCAGCCAGUUGCAUCCCAACAGUUGGGGUUUUCUGAGGGCCUUUCAAGUUCUCUGUACAGUGUUAGGGAUAGAGGUGUCUCUUCGCGUUUUCCUCAGCUUUUAUCAAUUAAAGUCGGGUGCUCCACCUUAUGGCGUUCUUUCUUUGAAUGGGGGUAAAGAUGGGGGUCUGUUUACCCUUUAUUCCCAAUCUUACAAGAAUUACAAGCAGGAGUUUUUUCGAGUCGCUCUUGUUGGUGUUGACCCAUCUGAGGAUGGUGCGUUUUACUUCGGUGGGCUGCCGAAGUUUCCUCUUUAUUGGUGUCCCGACCCGUCUGGGUUCAAUGGGGUGGAUCCUUCGCAGUUGACGGCCUCGGAGGUGGCUUCCAUUGAGAAUCUCAAGGCGCUUCCCCGUCCUCUGGAUGUUAAACUCGUUCUGUCACUUGAGAGUUCGUUGCACAGAGAGAGCGGUUUGGAGAGUAUAUUGGGGAAAAACUCGUGGCGCGAGUUAAAGCACCGUUAUAGGGUUACCGAGCUCGAGUGAUGGAGG